This is a messenger RNA of Parascedosporium putredinis, 4137 nucleotides long. NCBI's taxonomy places the organism in Eukaryota, Fungi, Ascomycota, Sordariomycetes, Microascales, Microascaceae. The record is from the annotation of a GenBank genome assembly.
AUGUGGUGGAGUAGAUUCGUAGAGGCGCAGACUGGCACUCCUCUUGCGGUGCCUUUUGGUCUUGGUGGGUUCAAGGUGUCUCUCGAGCGUCUUGCGGGAAACGAGUACGAAGACAUCGAGACCCUCAACACUGUUUCGUCGCUUGCGCACCACUUCGACGAAGAUGGCCAGCGUCGACGAAAGGCGGCCGUUCGCUCGGCCGCCAGCGUCGAGUCUGGCAACGCGGGCAACCGAACCCGCGCCAUCUCUGACACGGAAACCGAAAUCAUGCCCGGUGGCGUGUCUCGCGACCAGUCCCCCACUCCCGUCGACAAGGGCGCGGACUACGAUGGCGGCGAGGUCGAGAGGAGGAACUCCCUGGUCCAGUCCCUGGCUAGGCAGUAUACCCGCCAGUCUCACUACGACGUCUCGGGCAACCCCUUCACUGCCGAUGAAAAGUCGGCCCUCAACCCGGCCUCGGAACACUUCAAAGCCAGUGCCUGGGCCAAGUCCGUUGUCAACAUGGUGACCACGGCCGGCCACGAGUUCCGCUCCGCCGGUGUCGCCUUCCAGAACCUCAACGUGUACGGAUACGGCGAGGCUACUGAUUACCAAAGGACCGGCGGUAGCCGUCGGCGUAUCGACAUUCUCCGCUCCUUCGACGGUGUCACCAUUUCUGGCGAGACCAAUGGUCUCUUCCUGGAUGACGGCUCGUACUUCAACUACCAGGGUAUGAGCGCAAAGGAGAUGCACUCCCACCACCGCGGUGAGGCCAUUUACACUGCUGAAAUCGAUGCUCAUUUCCCCCAACUGUCCGUCGGCGACACUCUCACCUUCGCCGCCCACGCGCGCCAGCCCCGCCAGCUUCCCGAGGGCGUCACCAAGACCAUGUUCGCCAACCAUCUUCGCGAUGUUGUCAUGGCCAUGUUCGGUAUCUCCCACACCAUCAACACCAGGGUCGGUCUCGACAGCGCCAACGCCAUUGAGUUCUGCAAGACCCUUCGCCUGCAAACCGAGCUUUUCAACAACACUGCCUGCGUCUCCAUCUACCAGGCUCCUCAGUCUGCCUAUGACCUCUUUGACAAGGCCACCGUCCUCUACGAGGGUCGCCAGAUCUUCUUCGGCAAGGCCACCGAGGCCAGGCAGUACUUUGUCAACCUCGGCUUCGAGUGCCCUGCCCGCGCCACCACUCCCGAUUUCCUCACCAGCAUGACCUCGCCUCAGGAGCGUAUUUUUGCGGCUGCGUGGAAGGCCAGCGCCGAGUACAAGGCCCUCCAGGCCGAUAUCGAGUCCUUCAAGACCGAGCACGAGAUUGACGGUGCCGAUGCCCAGGCUUUCCGUGCCAACAAGAAGGCUCAGCAGGCCAAGGGCCAGCGCUCCAAGUCUCCCUUCACCCUGUCGUACAUCCAGCAGGUGAACCUCUGCUUGUGGCGUGGCUACAGGCGCCUGAUCGGCGAUCCCAGCUUGACUGUUGGCGCCUUGAUCGGUAACUUCAUCAUGUCUCUCAUUAUCGGCUCUGUCUUCUAUAACCUGGAUAUGACGACCGCCAGCUUCUUCAAGCGUGGCGCCCUCAUCUUCUUCGCCUGUCUCAUGAACGCUUUCGCUAGCGCCCUGGAAAUUCUCACCCUGUAUGCCCAACGUCCCAUUGUCGAAAAACACUCCCGUUACGCCUUGUACCAUCCAUCGGCGGAAGCUGUCGCUUCCAUGUUGGUGGAUAUGCCCUACAAGGUUGCCAACUGUAUCGCUUUCAACGUCGUCCUCUACUUCAUGACCAAUCUGCGCCGCGAGCCGGGGCCCAUGGUGCCCGCCGCGAUUCUCAUCCUUGGUCUCAUCAUCUUCACCGGCUUCGUCAUCCCCAUCGACUACAUGCUUGGCUGGUGCCGCUGGAUCAACUACAUCGACCCGCUCGCCUACGCUUUCGAGUCACUCAUGGUCAAUGAGUUCCACAACCGCGAAUUCACCUGCAACGAGUACGUGCCUCCCAUGAUUGGCGGCUAUGCCGAUGUCGGUUCCGCCAACCGUGUCUGCACUGCCAUUGGCUCCAUCGCCGGAUCCCCUUUGUGGCGAAACUUGGGCAUCCUCAUCGGUUUCACCGCUUUCUUCUUGAUGACGUAUAUGAUCUCUGCCGAGCUUGUCUCCGAGAAGAAGUCCAAGGGUGAAGUUCUCGUGUUCCGCCGUGGUUACAAGCCCGCCACCUUCUCCGACAAGAAGUCGGACGAUGUAGAGGCCAACAUGGCCGCUGUCGGUCCCACCACCACCCGCGACGCCGAUCCCACUCUCGCUGGCCACUUGCAGCAGCAGACUUCGGUCUUCCACUGGGAAGAUGUGUGCUACGACGUCAAGAUCAAGAAGGAAACGCGCCGCAUCCUGGACAACGUUGAUGGAUGGGUCAAGCCUGGUACUUUGACUGCGCUCAUGGGUGUCUCCGGCGCCGGUAAGACCACUUUGCUCGACUGCUUGGCCGAUCGUGUUUCCAUGGGUGUCAUCACUGGGUCCAUGCUCGUCGACGGUCAUCCCCGUGACAACUCGUUCCAGCGCAAGACCGGUUACGUCCAGCAGCAGGAUCUCCAUCUCCAGACCACCACUGUUCGUGAGGCGCUCAACUUCAGCGCUCUCCUUCGCCAACCUGCUCAUGUCUCCCGUGAGGAGAAGCUCGCCUAUGUCGACCAGGUUAUUAAGCUGCUUGAUAUGGAGGAAUAUGCUGAUGCUGUUGUCGGUGUGCCCGGUGAAGGUCUCAACGUUGAGCAGCGCAAGCGUCUUACUAUCGGUCCCACCUCUGGUCUUGAUUCUCAGACUUCUUGGGCUAUUCUUGACCUUUUGGAGAAGCUCACCAAGAGUGGCCAGGCCGUUCUCUGCACCAUCCACCAACCUUCUGCCAUGCUCUUCCAGCGCUUCGACAGGCUCCUCUUCCUCCAAAAGGGUGGCAAGACGGUGUACUUUGGUGAGAUCGGCGAGUAUGCCAAGACCAUGAUUCAAUACUUUGAGCGACACAGCGGUCUCAAGUGCCCCGACUCGGCCAACCCUGCCGAGUGGAUGCUCGAGGCCUGGCGCGAGAGCCCCGAGUACAAGGAUGUCAAGGGUGAGCUCAACAGGCUUGUCGAGGAGCGAGGACCUAUCCCUACCAAGGAGGAGGAUGCCGGCAGCUAUCGCGAGUUUGCUGCUUCCUUCCCCAACCAGUUCCGCGAGGUCUCUCAACGUGUCUUCCAGCAGUAUUGGCGCACUCCCAGCUACAUCUACUCCAAGAUUUCGCUCUGCGUGCUCGUGGCUCUCUUCAUCGGUCUUGUCUUCCUGAACGCCCGAAACACGAUCCAGGGUCUCCAAAACCAGAUGUUUGCCAUUUUCAAUAUCCUUACCGUCUUUGGUCAGCUCGUGCAGCAAACCAUGCCUCAUUUCGUCAUCCAGCGAGACCUCUACGAAGUGCGUGAACGUCCUUCCAAGGUGUAUAGCUGGAAGGUCUUCAUGUUGUCGCAAGUCCUCGUCGAACUCCCGUACUGCGUCCUUCUCGCGGCCCUCAUGUUUGUCUGCUGGUACUACCCCGUUGGACUCCAGCGCAAUGCCGUGCAAGCGGACCAGGUGACGGAGCGAGGUGCUCUCAUGUUCCUGUAUCUCUUGCUGUUCCUGCUCUUCACGUCGACGUUUACGGAUUUCAUCAUUGCCGGAUUCGAAACCGCAGAGGCGGGUGGAAACAUUGCCAACCUGCUCUUCUCUCUCUGCCUCAUCUUCUGCGGUGUCCUCGCCAACCCCGAUAGCAUGCCUCGGUUCUGGAUCUUCAUGUACUACCUCUCGCCCUUCACCUACCUUGUGUCGGGCAUGCUGUCGACGGCGGUCGCCAACACCGACGUUGUGUGCGCCGACAACGAGAUUCUGCACUUUGCCCCCUUCAACAACAUGUCGUGUAUCGAGUAUCUCGGUCCCUUCAUGAAGGAAGCGGGCGGCUACCUCAUUGACGAGAACAGCACGACCGAGUGCCAGUUCUGCGCCAUUUCGGACACCAACGUUUUCCUCAAGGCCACCAAGGUGGACUAUGCCGACCGAUGGAGGAACUUUGGCAUCGUGUGGGCGUACAUUAUCUUCAACGUGGUGGGUGCGUUGGUCAUGUACUGGCUCGUGCGUGUGCCGAAGAAGGGCGGCUUGUUCGGCAAGAAGAAGCAGGAGUAA